Varroa destructor (honeybee mite) is the source of this 9423-nucleotide messenger RNA. RefSeq lists its product as uncharacterized. Gene Ontology annotation, biological process: positive regulation of transcription by RNA polymerase II; animal organ morphogenesis. NCBI's taxonomy places the organism in Eukaryota, Metazoa, Arthropoda, Arachnida, Mesostigmata, Varroidae. Gene Ontology annotation, molecular function: chromatin binding; DNA binding. Gene Ontology annotation, cellular component: PR-DUB complex. The record is from RefSeq and is a predicted model, not a curated record.
UGUUGCUGCUGCUGCUGCUGCUGCUGGAGAAGAAGACAAGCCAGCCAGCCAGCCAGCCAGCUAGCUAGGAGAGUUAGUUAGCUGGCGAGCCCUAGCAGCUCUUGCCCGUCGUUGCGAAUCAAUGGGAAUUGCCAGUGGAGGUGGAUGGUUAGCCAUCACGGUGCUGGUGUGAUGACUAUUGCCAUGGUUAUGGGCUGCAUUGUUGCAGUGCUGUUGCCCCUGUGAAGUGUAUCAGAUGAGGACCCCGUUUAAUGUAGUGUGUAUAAUUUGUGUGUGCGUGUAUAUGUGAUUCUGUGGCGACGGGUCGCAGUGAUCCGGAGCGCGGCUAACAACGGAUCCCUUAGUUGCUCCCACCGGAGCAACUCAUCGGAGGCCAGACACAGCACGACAACAACAACAACAACAACAACAGCAGCAGCAGCAGGAUGUAGCCUCCCCUGCGAUCAACUGUGCCGUGGGUGCCGUUCUUUCACAACGUCAACAACACCUGUACUGCGACUGUUGCUGCUCGCUACAAAACAGCAACAUCAACGGCCUUGAUAACGUGAACGACAAGCAAGAUGCUGCUCUCACUGCGACUACUAUCGCUGUUGCUACUGCCGCUGCGAGAAUAACUGCGUUAACAACGGCAUCUGCAGUAUCGUCAAGUUCGGCUGCGCCGCCGCAGCCGCAGUCGGCACCACCUUCGCCAGCCUCCGUGGUGUUAGGCGCAACGAGCCCAACGCUAGCAGCUGGUAUUAUGUCUGCGGAUUUGCGGCGACGCAGGCUACGACCGUGGGCCGAGGCCGCUCGAUUGGUACUGGGCGCGCAAGAAGCGCUACCUAUUGCCACAAUCUUCGAGCGGAUCCAGGAGCGCGGACUGCGAGAUACUACCCCCGGCUCAAAAGAGUGCCUUUUCUCGAUGAUGCGCGCCCACAGUCGUGGCCCGCACUCGAUGUUCUAUCGGCGUCUGCUGUUACCAGCAGACGGUCAGGGUGCCCCUACGAUUUGUUUCGGCCUGCGCAGCGACCUGCCGCCGUCAACGACGAUCGUUGAGACGGACGCCGACACGGAUGACGAGAGCCGACACGACUCUCGAUUCAAACCCAAAGUCCAGCUGUUGAAGGUGGACGCGCAUGGACACAGUGGCAGCAGUAAUAAUGCCAAUAGCAGCAGCUUAGCUAACGGUGCUUCGAUUGUCGCGACCGAAGCCCCAGGCACAGCGGAAAGCGAAGCAGAAAAUGUCGCGCCGGACGACAUCGUAGCCCAACAGCUGCCCCAGCUGAAACGGAAAGCACCGGGCCAAGAUGAGACCCCGCCUCCGAAGAGGUGUCUCAGACCGAAACCUCAACGAAACUCCGAUGAAAAGGGUCCAUCAGUGGAGGAGCAUGUUAGCGUAUCCAGUCCCGAACGUGCAAGUUCCCCUUUUGCUGGUAGUUCAGCAAGCGGGGGUGCCGCUAAUGAAGAUCAACCACAACAGCCAAGCCCCGCUGCAACAACGGCAGUCAUUCCCAUUUGCGCAGUUACGGUUGAUGCGCUUCCGCAAAUUAUGCCGAUGGUUACAGAGAUCUUAUCAACUCCUCAUACAAUUAGCAGUAAUCCUUCGACACGUUCUUCGUCAGCCGGUUCGGGCCUGUCAAGUCGAAGUGGCAGAGUUGCCCCGACACCUAGCACGAACUUCCGGACCAUGCGUGAAAUGCUCACCAAUCUCUCGGAUCAAUGUGGCAUCAGGUUAAAUAGACGGCCUGGAAAAAAAAUGACAUUGUCACAGCAAUUGGAGGAAGCCAAGCGUGGCUUUGUGGAUCUCGAGACCCCUGAUUCGAUACUAGCGGGCGUCAAUGUCAAGGAGCUACUGUCCACUUAUGCGUUUUCAUUAUUGCCGCGGACGCAGCAACGGCAGCUAUUAGCGUUGCUUCCUCCUGUCGAGCUCACCCGACGAAAUCAGGAAGCUUUGGUAAGAAUGGGCAAUGUGAUAGGAACACACACAGUCUCACCGACCGAAGCGGACGUUGAGGUGAACAUCGAUUCGGCAUUAAACAACGAGUUCUUCGCCAGCGCCUGCCAGGAAUGGCGGGAUCGAUUAACGUUAGGUGACUUAACGCCAGAAAGCCAGCUUAAGCAGAAAGCCGAUUUCGAGAAGCAUCUUCGAUCCGUCGAUGGUUGGAAACGACGGAACUUUGAGAUCGUCUGGGGCACGUCAGCAGCUAGCAGAGCGGAGAGUGCUAUAGAGGAACGCGAGCAUCUGUUUAGAAUACGUAGGGAACAUGAAGAGAAUCUUGCAGAACAGGAGAAUCUUCGUUUGGCUGCGCUUGAAGCUAAACGAAGGUCUGACGAACUGGCUAAAGAAGCAGCUGCAGCAGCAGCUGCUGUUGCUGCUGAGCUGCUGAGCAAAGAAUUACAACCCAAGCUCGAAUCCUUGAAACCUGUGGCCAGUCCGAUCAUCAAAGUCGAACGACCGCCCGUGACCGAACCGCCGCUACCGCCUCCUCCACCUUCAUCCAUCACUGUGUCUUCAAAUCCUUCAACGAAACCUUCAGCUGUAGCUGCUGCUGCUGCCGUCGCCAUCGCCAUAAAAUCCGAAAACGACACAGAAGAGGAGCUGUUGGCUAAAGAGGAGGCGCGGAUAGCGACACUGCUGCCUUAUUGCUCCGAAACAUUGCAUGAAGUGUUGGCAGAGCACGGUGUUCCAGUGUCAGCAAACCACCGUCGUAAGUGCAAUAAUCUUGUUCCGCCGUCGCUCUGUCUUGCGGCACGACGAGUGGGUUUGCGCCUACUCCCUCCACCGAAGUGCUCACUUCCUUCUCCGGUAGCCAUUCCACGGCGACGACUUGCUUUUCAUCGAGCAGCGAGCCAUCGGCUAGUUCUUGAUGAAUUAGUGACCUCUGAAUCGAGAGCUCGAUUCGAACGAGAGUGCCGGCAGCUUGCGGAUCACUUACAACGGGUAGAUUGGUUAAUUGAUAAUCCGCCGCCUGUUACGGUUCCUGUGCCGCUAACGGUGCACGAGCUUAUGGCUGAUAUGCUUACCUUGGUUGAGUCUGAUCGGGUUACUUACUACCCACUGCUACCGGGAGUGGUGGACUUUGGUCCCUCGUCUGGAGUUCUUUCCGGAGGUAGCCACUCAUACGCGACAUCGACGGUGGGCACGCCCUCGCAUGCAGGGACGAAUGUUGACGAAAAUUUCGGCUCAGAACUGAUGUUUUCAGUAGCUACCGAUGAAGAGCCACCGACGGAUAUGUCUGACGACGCCAUAGGGUCGGAGUUGAGCGAAAGUCGACCAACAACUGCCAUUGAUCAUCUACUUGAUACCUCGGGAGCGUUAGCUGAUAUUGAAAAUAUGGACCGUCUAGAGCUAUCGGCCAGGACAGUUGCCGAUCCUGAUGUAGCGAUGCUAUCAGAGGAUGAUACUAGGGAUGCAACAACUCCGGAACCUGCUAACAAACGCGAUUCCUUUGCCGUUUUGACAAGCCGGGAAGAUACUCACGAAGAACUGCGACCAGAAGACGUGCCCUUGUUAGGUGAUUCUCAACAGGCCGACGAAGUUCGGUUGGCGGGAAUAGACGAGCCUGAUCCGGCAUGUGAAAGUAACUUUAGUGAGGGCAACAUCGGUGAUAAAGUGAAAGAGCAACUUUGUGAGCAACUAAGAUCAAUAAAAGAGAAAGACAGACACGUGGACCUUACGCGGGACGAUAACCUCGAGGAGCCGUCUGGAUUACAUCCUAGCCAGUCGGAAGAUGAUGAUGAAGAUGGCAGUCCGGACUGUGUAAUUCUUGAUGAAGAAGACUUUUCCGAUCCAGCUGCUUCACCCGAGAUUGUUACCGCAGACCGGCCGCUACCUUGUCCUGAGACAUUGCUACCAGACAACCAAUCUCUCGAUCAUAGAAUUACAGACGAGAAGGAUCGAAAAGCUUUGCGGGGUCGCUCCUCAGACAUGAGCCCAAAUCUCGAUUAUUACAAAGACGAUGAUGAUGAUGACCAUCGAAAACAAAGGUUAUUAGUUUCUAAAAAUGGAGAUGAUAAAGGUAUAGAAGGCGGGGACGAGGCUGAGGAAAUGGAAGAGUCGCUGGAGAUAGAAACUUCGGAACAGACGAAAACACCAAAAUCGCAACGGGGUAGCGAGUCACACGAUGAAAACAGGCAUAGACUAAUGACCCCCGAAAAUGAACGAACAACAACAACAACCGCCGGGUCGGGAAACUUGCAGGUUCUCCCGAAGGAGGGCGAGCCUUCGGGAGAGAGUGAACAUCAAUGUACGCCCACCCAAGAAUCAAACUCCAUUGAACCAACUGAACAGCCUACUUCUAGUGCUAAUGAUGAUAAUGAUCUUGGCCGGACUGCAUCUCCUUCGACAGCGACGCUGACCACGGAUGGGUGGUCAGUAGCUGAUGACGGUGCUAAUACGCCCCCGCUGUCAGUUCCUGUUUUGCCCGAAAGUGUAGUCAGUAGUCAGCUGGACUAUCAGGCUUUGCGAAAUCAAUUGAAUAUGGAUGAAGAUGAUGACGAAGACGAAGUCGAGGCUGCGGAAGACCAAAACGGAUCCCCGCCAACCAGCGAUGCAACGUUGUCCGAUGAGGAUACAGAUAUUGAUACUCUGCUGCCAGGUGGUGGGCGAGGAACUGCCGAUGACGAUCUAAAAAAUUGCGAGACGGCGUCAGACUCGACCAUAGAAGAAGACGAAGUGCUACAUAGUAACAUCAAUGAUGACAAACGCCAUCAUCAUCACCAUCAUCAUCACCAAAUACAACAGCAACAGCAGCAACAACAACAAGAACAGCAGCAACAAUCGUCCUUGCUCUUCCUGUUGUCCUUGUUCUUGUUGUACUUGCUCUCCUUGUGUUCUUCUUGUGGUGGAGGUUCAUCUUCUGGUGGUGGAGGUUCAUCUUCUUGUGGUGGAGGUUCAUCUUCUUGUGGUGGAGGUUCAUCUUCUUGUGGUGGAGGUUCAUCUUCUUGUGGUGGAGGUUCAUCUUCUUGUGGUGGAGGUUCAUCUUCUUGUGGUGGAGGUUCAUCUUCUUGUGGUGGAGGUUCAUCUUCUUGUGGUGGAGGUUCAUCUUCUUGUGGUGGAGGUUCAUCUUCUUGUGGUGGAGGUUCAUCUUCUUGUGGUGGAGGUUCAUCUUCUUGUGGUGGAGGUUCAUCUUCUUGUGGUGGAGGUUCAUCUUCUUGUGGUGGAGUUGUUGUUGUUGUGGUGGUUCUUCUUGUGGUGAUUUAUGUCGUAGUUGUUGUUGUUGUGGUGGUUCUCCUUCUUUUAGUGGUUUAUAUCGUGAUUGUUGUUGUAGUGGUUCCUCUUCUUGUAGUGGUUUACGACGUGGUGGUUGUGGUAAUUCAUCUUGUCGCGCUGGUUCUUCUUCUUGUACUUGUUUUUGUCGCGGUUGUUGUUUUUGUGGUGAUGGUGGUGGUUUUUGUUGUUCUGAUUCUUGUACUGGCUGUUGUGACAGUUGUUCUUCUUGUGGUGGUUGUUGUAACUGUUGUUGUUCACAAUGUUCCUUUGGUUGUUGUUGUGGUGGCUGUCGUUGUGGUGGUUGUCGUAAUUGUUCAUCUUGUGGUGGUGGUUGUUCAUCUUGUAGUGGUGGUUGUUCAUCUUGUGGUGGUGCUUGCUCAUCUUGUGGUCUUGGGUGUUCAUCUUGUGGUGGUGGUUGUUCUUCUUGUGGUGGUGGUUGUUCUUCUUGUGGUGGUGAUUGUUCUUCUUGUGGUGGUGGUUGUUCUUCUCGUGGUGGCGGUUGUUCUUCUUGUGGUGGUGGCUGUUCUUCAACAACCGCUACAACAAGAACUAGAACAACAGCCACCACAACAACAAGAACAACAGCCGCCAUUACAACAACAACAAUGCAUUGUUCACAAUCAAAAUAACUUCUCAUCUGACGAUUGCUCAACAGUUUCUAUCAUCACAAUCACUGGGUGUAGCGACGAUGGACACCACAACGACAAACAAGGCAAAGGGAUAGCGAGCUCUGUGGGCUUAGAUACAACUUCAGGUCUACCUAGCCCACCCCACACAUCGAGCAAAGAGGAGCGACUAACAACCACUGCUAUGUUGGUGGCUGCGGCAUCAACUCAGGAAGAGCCGGAUACUUCGGCACGGCCUGCAUCUUUCCUCAGUGGCGGUGGCCUAGCACCUCCACCAUUACCACCUCGAUGUCGUGCCCAAGCUGCUGGGGGCUUCUCGAACCGCCGUCGACGACGAGCAUUAAGCUGCCGUGAUCUGUUGAUCGCAGUUGAACAACGAAAGAAGGCUGGACAGGCAGCGAAUGGCUCACCGUGCUGUCUGCAGGAAACUCAAAGAGAGCUGCAGUCGAAUGGAGAAACCUGCGGAGCACUGCAUGGAGACAGCAACGGCUGCGUCUGUAAGCUACAGCCGAUGCUACCUUGUCAGAAAUGCGGUGCCUUCUGGCAUUCGGACUGUAUCGGCCCGUCUAGGAUUUGCUCAACGUGCUUGCUUGUUUGAUACCGGCGACUAUACCGACGCUAUAAUGAAUCGAUUUCAUCUGAGUUGCCGUGCCCUCUAAUCGUGACUAGAUUCUUGGGACUGAAGAAAACCGCCUUGACGGUCACCACAGACUCACACCCAGUCCAAUUCUUUCAAAAGGUCCAUACGUAAACUUCUUACCGAAAAAGUAACAGAAAAAUAUCGAGAAAGAGAGAGAGAAAAAGAAUGCUUCUCCCACCUUCACAAAAAAAUACAGAAGUACGGCAUUAUGCAUACAUAAACACAAACACACACAUGUAUUCAUGUUAUGAUACCUUGUACAUAGCUUUUUUAUAGCACCGUACAUGCGAGGAACACAAUGAUAGACAAAUCUAUAUAUAAAAGCGUGCAUUAACACACGUAAAGGUGCCCUUAAUUGCCUAGGGCAUGAUCAUCUUCUUUGACAGACGGAUAUUGGGACCGAUCAUCCCGUUCCAACUGUUGUGGAUGAUGGCGCAUUAUUUAUUGUUGUUCGGUCGGCCAAAACACAUAGUGAACAGUCACUCGCGUGACGGUUGUCGAUUCCCAUAUGCCUGAAUAUGUACGUCGCAUCGUAAGAUAAUAAUGUACCAGCACAAAAUGUCUCGUUUACUCUAUUGGUCGCGGUCUUCGAGGCAGGAACAGCAGUGCAUACGAAAGUUAAGUCGACCUAACCCUGGGACACGUGGUCGUUUUGUGGCAGAGAUAAAAAUGCCGCCUGCUAUGUGUCGCUAUAAUACAACCUAACAAGACUGAAAUUCAUAAUAGUUCAUUAAUAAACGAUAAUAUGUGGGCAAGUUGUGGUAUCGAUGCAUAUGAUCCGCAUCCAAAUUAGAAAAACAGACAAAUGAGAUGUAGCUGUACUGCUGGUGUUUAACGUGACGAAUAUUUAUUGACAACUGCUAGACUGUAACAUACCACAGAUUGUUGAAAAAAUUUGAAAAAAUAAAGAUGGAGGUUGCCUUAUUAAUUUAACUAUGACUAGCAAAGGGAUAUGACGAAGUAUAAAUUAACGGUUAUUGCCAGCAAUGGGCGUGCAUAACUUGGUGACGACAUCAAACAGGAUUAUUGACAAUAUCCAUGACUGAUACGUUCGUUAUGCUACCUAGAAGACCAGUUUUCAGUGGUUUUAAUGUGAAACUAUACUUCGAUCAAUUUAUUAUUGUUUUUAUUGCCGCUCAAUGGCUAAAAGUGUCUGGGUUUCUGUCAGACCGUAUGAAACGACGUAAAGGGUAUUAAUAUCUUAAUGUAAAUGCAAGGGGCUUUGUUCUCAUGCUAAUAAUGUAGUCCAAAAUAUAAAUCAUCGUCGAAAAUGCAUGUACCCGUUAUUUUCGUAUCUGGAUCAUCAGUAGUUGUCGAUGACUCUUUAAAUGCAAGAAUAGAACUAAGUGUCAGAAUGACUAACUCGCGCAGACAUGUCGUAAACGUUGCUUUGUUUCAUUUUCUCUGAUGGUGGCAUUCUAAUUAUUUAUUGAAUUUUGAACUUUGUGUGUACUUUUCGGUAUCUGGUUUCUAAACCGAGGCGACGAUUAAGUGAAGAUUUGUUUAAAUAAGAACGGCAGAGUACUAGCUCGAUUUAAAAAGAAAUUGCCAAAAAAAAUAAGCUCAUGCUGUCGUCUCUGUUUAAUCAGAUCUGGUUAAUCAAUAGUACCAUCAACUAGCACCGAUUCGUCAGAAACGAUCACAAUAGGUAUUAGGAGGAAAAUGAGGAGCAUAGUUAUAUUUAAGUAAAAAGUGCUUGUUACCUUUGGCUGUACUCGAACCAAAGGUUUUACACCUCUAUAGGCAACCUUCUUUGGACAGUAAUAAUAAUGAUAAUAAUAACGGUAGUAUUCGUAUGAAAAAAGAAGCCUACAUUUUCUUCAUAAAAAGACUACGCGUGUAGUGAUCAUCUCUCCAAGGGGAAUCGUAUAUGCAACAAUCUACACUCGAAAGCUGUAGUACUGGCAACAUUAUUUGCAACGUAAGUAAAAACGCCGAGGUUCAAUGGUGGUGGGGUCAUUAGAAAUCAACAAAGCCUUCUUUAUUGUCGGUGAAAAAUAGUAUACUCAAAUUCAUUAACAUAACCAUCGUCAUCACAAAAUAUGCAACAACCUGCACAUCUGUCUCGAAUAGCUCUUAGACUGCAUGUGAGCCUAUUAUUUGUGCACCAAAGUAGGAGAAAAUUAAUUUUCAGGCAAAGGGGCCUGUGUAGAACUAUCGUACAUCAACGCAGGGUAUGCAGCUUGCUAACAAAAAAAGCACCACAAAUGACAAUUUCUGUGGACUGAGUAAGGACACCGAGCGUUCACCGUGAAGGCGAGCCUGUUGCACCUGUCUUUGACCUUCAAACUCGGAACUAUUAUAUUAUCAAGGACUUAUUGAUGAAAACGAUCAUAACCAACGUGAGGCAGACUUGCAAAAUGUUGGAGAUAAGAUGAAAACUCUAGUAAGCGACGCCUGAUAAACUAGAACAAAAACAAAGAAUUCGAGGCAGAUAAACGUAUUUGUGAGUGUAUGUGUAUGUGUGUGUACAAGACGAUUUACAAAUUAUACGAUUCAACAAAUGCUACACUAUGUAAGCGCAGGCGACAAUACGACAAUACGUGUGCAUGAAUGAACAGAUAAUGCUGAUGUAUGUUGGUGCGAACUGAAUAUAAAUAUAUAAAUAAAUAUUAAAGAGAUAAGUUUAAGUAUAAAAUAAUUCACAAUAAAGGUGACAGAUAGGCGACGAUACCCUUGAUGAUACUGAGAAGGUAAUGAUAUAGGAUUAAUAAAUGCGAAAACUACGACGAGGUAUAAAUAUGUAAUAAUAAUAGAACCAUGACAGAACACAAAUGAGUAAGUGGGAAAUGAAAGGAAAAAUAGUUGAGUGAAAGACAAACAACCCAACGAAAAAUGUUACUUGACACAGAGUCUAAAGAAAGAGCGAUGUGCGGGAAAAAUUCUGGAAAAAUAAAAUAUUUAUCUUGAGUUAAUCGUAAGUUAUGUGUCUUGAUUGAAUAGGUGAAAAUAGGUUUAAGAGCCAG